Chlorocebus sabaeus (green monkey) is the source of this 5040-nucleotide messenger RNA. The record is from RefSeq and is a predicted model, not a curated record. Lineage: Eukaryota; Metazoa; Chordata; Mammalia; Primates; Cercopithecidae.
UAGAAAAAUUAAUCAGGUGUAGUGGGAUGCGUCUGUAGUCCCAGCUGCUCAAAAGAAUAUGGUGGGAGGAUCCCUUGAGCCCUUGCAGUGAGCUGUGAUUAUACCACUGGACGACAGAGGUCUCAAAAGUUCAACCCAAGUUAGAAAAUCAGUUUAAAUGUGUAAUACACCAAAGAAAUAACUGCUUGUUCUGUCAUAUUUAAAUAUUCAUAGUCUAGAAUGCUAAGUUUAGUGUUCCAAUUCAUUAUUCUGUAAAUGGAGGCUCAAAGAGGCCACUUGGUUAGGUUUCCUGGGGCUUUGCCCAUUCUCCCCUAGUUAUGCUCUCAGGUGUGACCCUUGUAUAUUCUUAAUUCAGAAGAUGGAUUCAAACUUUGUGCCUCCACCUCUAAUGUUUUGUUUUAAAAAUUACUCCUUUUAUCAGCUUUAUAUUCAAGCCAGUAUAUUUACUGACUACAGUGUUUUGACUUAAAUUCUUUCAUAAAUAAUUGAAUAGCCGGAGAAAUUUUGCAGUAUCGCAGUCAUGUUUUGAAAAGAUUGCUCUUGGUUCUUGUCUCUAAUCUUUGAGAAAGCACACAGGAUAUAGUGUGUUGGCUUUCAGAUCACUAAUAAGACCAGAUUUCUGUGGCCCCGUUUGUCGGUUUAAGGGAUCCUGUGGGGCCCACACGAGAUAUUUCACCAGCUGUACUAUCUCUAAAUUCCAACAUACACGGGUGGUCCUGCCGUGGAUAAAACUCAGGAAGCAAAAACAACCUUCGGGAGAGGUGAGGUAGGAAGUCAUAGCAUUCCCGACGGUCCAAUGCAAAUGGCUCCUGGUCUAGACCCCGCCUGUACCACAGCCUGGACAGGUUGAGGUUUUAACCCCUCUCUGGCAAACUCGGGCGCAGCCAGGCCCCGCCCAGAGAUUUCCGGGGCACGCCCCGGAAGUCUUGAGAGGGACUUCCUCCCUGCGGCGAGGCCUCGGAGCUGGCGCUGCUCACAGAAGUGUUCUUGAAGACUCUUCAAUUACAGGAAAAGCCGCUUGACUGCAUCUUUAGAGGAGUUGGUUUCGCUGGUUCCAAGGAUUCUGUUAAUGAGAAAACUCCACAGGCCAGCAUUCUGUAAGCUGGCUCCAGCAGUCCAGUUGACAGUGGCUGAGGCCAGUUCCUGAUCAUCCUAUCUGAGGAACACCAGGUGCCUGACCUCGGAAAAUUUAUUUGCUUCUCAGUUUUUAUAUAUAUGCGAGGAGGACUUGAAUGUCUGCCCUGUAGGAUUAAAUGAGAUAAAAAGCAUAAAAUGCCUUCUUGGGAGUAAGGGAUCCUUUCUUCACACGGUCCAUUCUGGCCAGCUCACAAACCACUGAGAGGGAAGCCUCCAGGAUCCUAGAGUAGAUGACCAGAUGCCCAGGCGCGCGAUCUGUGGAAGUGAAAGUCAAGCUUUCUAGGCCAACAGCUGUCCUCAGUCGCUUGGUCAGAUAGUCUAAUCGCAGUUUUUCAGGUGAGUUCCCUCGUGACUUUGUUCUAGGGUUUUGCAUAUGUCCUGGGGUGGACACCCUCGGAGGAUGGGAGAAACUAUGUACUGCGCCAGGUCGCCUCAGGCCUGCCUUUUCCCUCCAUCCUUCCCCACCCCUCCCCUCUUCCACCCACUUUCUCACACUCCUCCUCUUUUCUCUUUCCUCCCUUUUCCUCCCUCUCCAUCAUCCUCCCUCUUAUAUUUCUUUCCCUUCACUACCCCAUCUCCUGCCUGGCCCUUCUGCACUGGCAGAGUAGACCCUCAGAAACCCUGGGAGAAUGGAUGGCUGGGGCAGGCUGAUGUCUUGAGUCCUGUCCUUGGCUGUCUCUGAGGCUCUUAAAACUCCUAGAGGAGUGACUCCGACUUGCUUUUCUGACAGGGCUAAAUUUGCGAGAGUGGGGUGCAGGUAUGGAGACCUUAUUUUCUGUUGGUCUGGAUCCUCAGUUCUGCUUUGUGUUGGUUUUUGUUGUUAAUGUUGUUGUUUGUUUGUUUUGUAGAAUAUCAUUCAAUUGGGAUUUAUCUGUUUUUGUCAUUAUUAUACUGAGGUUAUACAUUCUGGGGAGGAAGGCCCCAAAGUUGAAGUGCCAUUCUCAUCAAGGGUGCAUACUGUUAACUUAUAACUGUCGAGACAUAAAACAAUUUGUAAGGUGGAAAAAAGCAGAGAGGGGUAAUUAGUGUAAUUUGAGUUGGAAGCAAAAAUUUUAUCAAGUUUGGACACAAAACUGGGUUUGUUCCCAAGAAAGUAGCAGCCAUCCAUUUUCUUUGGAGAGGUAAAGGGUUUAUUCUGUCACAAUUCCAGCAGAGACAAAGCAUCCCUGUUGCUGAGAUACAGUUUAUCAUAGCAACAACAGCUGCAGAAGUGGUAGUGGCAUAGCAAUGAACAGAGCUUUUUUGGUCCCCAUGUCUCUCUUCCAUCUCAAGUAGUAUGGACUCCUGUGGGUGGUAAAACAUACCUGUUAAUGGUGUUAUUUUCAUUUUUCCAAACUUCUUAUCAGUUGAAUUUGUUUCUAUUGCCAUUUCUAUUCCCAUACUCCUUCAUCUGCUCUAUCUGCAAAUCUCUUGAGUUUCUGUCUUGUUUUCCAAUUUAAUUAAAUAUGAUUUGCCUUUAAAAGUAGGAACUAUAUAUUAUUUUUAUAUUUAUUUAUAUUCCAGGUUGUAUGUGUAUGUUUUAGAUGCCUUUAUAGAGGAUAUUUUAUUUAUUCAUAUAUAUUUUUUGAGACAGGGUCUUGCUCUGUUGCCCAGGUUGGAGUGUAGUGGCGUGAUCACAGCUCACUGCAGCCUCAAUCUCCCAGACUCAAGUGAUCCUUCUGCCUUUGCCUCCCAAGUAGCUGAGAUGAUAGGCGUGUGCCAUGAAGAUAUAUUUAAAUAGCCAUUUGAGUCAGAUAUUCAUUCCAGCAGUUCUUUGAUGUUACUGAGACAUGAUACAGGCUGAAUGAAAACAUUUUAUGUGAGUGCCAUAUGAUUGGCGUGUCCUGGGAUUACUGAACGUGUUUGAGAGCUCUAGUCUGUAUCAUAUUAUAUUGCUUUAGCAACAGGAAUAAAGCACAUUUCAAAGGUCUGUUUAUUAUUUUAGGAUUCAAGGCCAGAGGUGUGAACAAGGUGUCAACUCUGAAGGGCUGAAGGGAAGGUUUUUCUAAUGAUGGACCCACACCAGAAGGUCCCUAGCAUAUAUAAUGGGGAUACUUUACAGACUCCUGAGUAUGAAAAAGUCUCUCAGUAUGAGGACCAGUUAGAAAGGCAUGAGGGUAGGCGCAUGGAAGAAAGACGGUAUAAAUGCAAUGAAUGUGGAAAGAAGUUUGCCCAGAGCUCAGGCCUUGUUCGACAUCAGAGAAUCCACACUGGAGAGAAACCCUAUGAGUGUGAUCACUGUGGAAAAGCCUUUAGCGUGCGCUCAACCCUUACUGUGCAUGAAAGAAUCCACACUGGUGAGAAGCCUUAUACUUGUAAUGAGUGUAAGAAAGCCUUCAGUGUAAGGGCACACCUGAUUAUACAUCAGAGAAUCCACAAUGGAGAGAAACCCUAUGAAUGUAAUGAGUGUGGCAAAGCAUUUAGUGUGAGCUCAGACCUUAUAAAACACCAGAGAAUCCAUACUGGUGAGAAACCUUAUGAGUGUGAUGAGUGUGGAAAAGCUUUCAGUGUGAGCUCAGCCCUCAUCAAGCAUCAGAGAAUCCAUACAGGAGAAAAGCCGUAUGAGUGUAAGGAAUGUGGGAAGGCCUUCUAUGUGAACUCAGCACUUAUUAAUCACCAGAGGAUUCACUCUGGAGAAAAGCCCUAUGAGUGUGGAGAGUGUGGAAAAGCGUUCAGCCAGAUCUCAACCCUUAUUCAUCACCAGAGAAUCCAUACUGGAGAGAAACCAUAUGAGUGUGAAGAGUGUGGGAAAGCUUUCCGUGGGAGUUCUAAUCUUACUAAACACCAGAAAAUACAUGCCAAAGGAAAGUGUCAUCAGUGAUUUAUGUGGCAAAUAUAUUCCCAAGGGCUUUUGUUACAUCAGAAGAUACCAUCGAAAGAAGAGUAUGGUUAAAGUUAAUCCCUUAAUUGACACUUCAUCCUUGAAAUACUGAAGUGAGAAAUCACUGAAAAGUAACUCCAUCAGCAUUGUUUCUAAGGCUCUAAAAUCACAUCUACUUCUGAGAAUGUAAUUUUGCAACUCAUAAGAAUGGAGGUUUACAGACAGAGUCAUCUGGGUGGAGGACACCCUUUUGGGAUCAGCACUGAAUGUGAUGCCAUAUCCCACUCCAAACCAGCACAACUAUAAAUACUAAGCAAACAGGAAAAUAAACCCAAAGAAAGCUGAAGGAAGAAAGUACUAAAGAUAAGAGCAGAAAUCAAUGAAAAAGCAAACAUAUAUCCUUACUUAGAGCCUUCAUAUAUAAAGAGUGUGUUUUAGGUAGGUUCUCUCUGUAGGCUACUCAUAUAUGUUACAUUAGAAUUCCCCUUUCUGUCUCCAGGAAAAAGGUGCUAAUUGCAUAAUCAACCUGUUCUUUCAGAUGGUGACUCCUGGCCUUAAACAGGAGUCUGUUUCAAAGCAAGACUUUUCCAGAGGAAGUCCAACACAGAGUGAUGCCCAGGGGACUAAAUAGAAACAUUAGGGACCCAACACUGAACAAGUUCAUGGGCUUCUGAAUAGUUUUCCCAAGUGAGGGGAGAUCCCCUUUGAAGAAGCACAACAGACAUUGCCUAAAGCUAAGGAGAGUAUCACUGAUAAAGGAACCUGAGACACCUGGGAGAAUUUGCUCUGAAAUUCAGUCCUGCCAAUGCUCUGAGAGUGGGAAACCCUCCUUUCAGUUUGCACAUGAUUUUCAACCUCAGCAACUGUAAUAAAACAAGCAGGCUCUCAAUGUAAAGUUAGUGGGAAAGUCAUUUUUCUGAAAAUAUCCCUCCCUAUUUAAAAAAGCCUUAAUACACCAGCAGCCCUGACUUGAACACCAGCAUGUCCAAACUGGAGGAAAGCCCUAUGUUUAUCCUCAACAUGGAAAGACCUUCAGUGUAAAUCCAAGUUCCAUGAAACAACAGAGAAGCUCUCCUGGAGAGGGCUUGCAUGAGAGUAAAGAA